Molecule: messenger RNA, 3249 nt
Organism: Rhododendron vialii
Lineage: Eukaryota; Viridiplantae; Streptophyta; Magnoliopsida; Ericales; Ericaceae
Exons: 3
Coding region: 769-2400 (543 amino acids)
Molecular function (GO): protein binding
Source: RefSeq, a predicted model, not a curated record
ACUUAUUGGAGAAGAAUUCAGAAAUUGAGAGAACUAGGUUUUUUUUUUUUAUUUAUUUAAAUCUAACCGAGGGUGUGUUUGUUUUUUAUGCAUCCAAACCUUAACCUAAGCAAGCAGUUGUCUCCUCACUCCAAUUUCCCCACGGAAGUGCUCCACCACAACCGCAUCAUGCUUAUGGAUCCAGAAACCGCUUCCUAUCCUCCGCGCUAACGGCCGUGUAAUUCCCUUUAAUUUUUCUUUGAGUUCGAAGCGGACUAUUCUCUGACAUCGUCCUAGACCCAUCGCCCCUGUAGCUCCUAGCAGUUCUGUCCAAUCGGACAGGCAACCCGGUGAUUAGCGAAAGAUUUGGAUCUCCGAUUGCUCCCCUCUGGUUUAGCGUUAGGUCUGGUAUGGAAUCUAUAUUUUUUGUUGAUUAUUUGAUGGACCUCAAAUAAGCUUUUUGAAUUGGAAAAGAGGUGGUUAAGUUAUUAGGAGAAAAGAUGCAGAAAAAGCUGGUUAAUUUAUAUCCAAACUUGUUGACCUUAAUCGUGGAGAAACUGUGGCAUGAACGGAGGAAGACGGUACGCUGUCCAGGCAAUAGUUGAUGUUUUCUGGUAGCAAAAGUUGAUUGAUUUAUUUUGUAUUUUAUAAAGUUAUUCUUCUUCUUCUGCUGCUGCUGCUGUUGUCUUUAUUUAUUGACCUAGAGUUCGUAUUGUCGUUCAAAGGAAAAAAAAAAAAUGGUGGAGUUCGUGUUUGAAUAAAUAGAUUAAAGGAAGAAUAGAAGAAUAAAUGAAGGGUUCAAUGAAGUGGAGGAGGAAUGGGGAUGAGCACCAAGCGGUUGGGCGUCUCCCUCUCGACAAAUGCAAUAGCUACAGUUAUGUGGAUGGUUAUAGGGUUAUGGGGCUGUUAUUUGAGGAGUUGAUUGUCGAGAUCCUUUGUCGAUUGCCUCAAAAGGCUCUCAUCCAAUUUAAGUGUGUUUCCAAGCACUGGUACUGUCUGAUAUCCGAGGUCUGUGUUCCUAGAAUCUCUCCGCUGCCCCUAUCUGGCAUCAGCAGAGUUGUAAGGAUCUCUGAGGGGCUUAUUCGCGGUGAAUAUUACCCGAUGCCAAACGAUACCCCUCUGGACCAGGAAUUCACCAGAAGAAAUGAUGAUAUCUGGGACUGGGAUUAUCGGCAUACACCUCCCGUUGAUGCUUUAAGGCCUGACUCACGUGAGCUGCUUGACAUUUGCAACGGUCUUAGUCUUUUUUUCCAUCCAUCUAACAAUCUUUACUGCAUCUGGAACUUCACCACUGAUCAAUUCGUGUAUUUUCCUCCUCCUCCCCCUCCUGUUGCUGCUGCUUGUGCUUCAUUCGGCUUUCAGCAUGCCAAGAAACAAGAGAAAAAUCAAAAUCGUACCACUGCCAUCUUUUCUGCUUUAGCUUUUGACCCCAAGCAAUCUCUUCACUUCAAAGUUGUUCGCUUUGGUCGGCCUCGCUCUACCCUAAACCCAGGUGUAAGGCCUCUCAGCAUAUUCUCUUCCGAGACCCGUGAGUGGGUUGAAUACACUGUGGAUGUUGGGCCUCCUCCUAUUGACACAGCUCGUUUGGCCCGCCGUUGUGUGUACCUGAACCAGGCCUUAUACAGGCUAUCAAUGUCGCUCCACCUUCUACGCUAUGACCUUGACAUAAAAUUGAAUGUCACUGCCAUCAAGCUCCCAGAUGUUGGUUCAUUGACUCCGCCCCAUACCUUUGAUAACAUAGGUUGCAUUGGUUCUUCCUUGGGACGGCGCCUUUAUUAUGCAAGGCCUGACGCAACCAAAGUGCUCAUCUGGAUUCUUUGUGAUGCUUCUGACUGGGUUUUGAUGCAUUCUAUUAGAACCCAGGACCUGAUUAAUUAUGAGCUAGGCAUUGAAGGUUUACCUAGAGACAGAAAAGAGACCUUUCGUGAGAUACAUGGAAACUGGGGAAGGUUAAAACUUAAAAGAUUAUUUGAUAGCCUCCCGCAUCUCCAACCUGUCGCUUUUGAUUCGACUUCUGAUGCUGUUAUCCUUUGGGCUCUUGGUAUAUUUCUCUGGUAUCAUCUUGACAGUGGUAAGUUGGAAAUGAUCUACUAUAUGCCUAGUUGCUUUCAGUAUGAUACGGCUGUGCUCAAUGUGUUUCCUUUCUCACGAUGCUUGGUCCCAUUGAAGGACCUUGGAUGGAAUCAUCACGUACAUGACACCAGAACAGAUGAAACCUGCUUUGUUGUACACCCUAUACUUGUGUUGCCUUGGUGUUGUAACCAGGAAACAUGGCAAGUGCUCUCCAGCAAUGCUAUAGCGCAAGUUUUAGUCGCGGAAUCAGAGCCUUGUGCGUGGACUGAGUUCAACAGUUUCCCCUACUCCCUUAUUGCCUGGCACAAUGGGAUGUUUAGUUUUUUGUUUUUCUUCGGGCCUUGGUAACUCAGUAAGAAACUUCAUAUAGUAAGCCACCAGUGGGGCUGUGAUGGGAACCCUAGUGCCCAAUGGAUAAAUUUCAUUUGCCAUUGGGUUUAUUUUCAUGAACUUUGCAUGUAAUGAGAAUCAUGGAACAUGGCUAAAUGCUUGCACAGAACGAGAAAUUGACCCAGACUAGACAACAGUAUCCCAAGGGCGAAAUGCUUGUGUUUGGGUUGGUUGGGAAUGGGACAAGGCAGAGGUUGUGAAGGUAACCAUGUCUUUAUCUUGUUUUAUUGCAGGAAUUUUGUAUAGAAAUUUAUGAUGCAUUUGCUUCUGAUAAACAACCCCUUAGUUCGGCUUUAUUCCCAUUUUGAAUCUUUGAUUUUGUUUUAUAGCUUAGCUUUCCAUUCUUAUGUAUUUCUCUUGUAAAUGGUACAUGUAAAACCAUUGAUCGGAUGAAAAUGAAUUUGACAAAUUCUCUAAAUCUUUCAGCUGCAUCUAUAGGAAAGGGCAUGAUUCAAGUUGUGUAACUCAAGAACCUUUCUCCAAGUGAAACCAGUGGGCAGGGUUCUGGUUGUCCAGUUACCUAGAAGAAAUAUCUUGAUCCAGACCAUCGGGAAGUGCUCAGUAGUUGACUAGUUGUACCUCAAGGCGUCAUUGCUGGCUUGUUUGCAUUUUGAAGCUUUACCCAAGCAUAGGAUACAUUCCAUAUAUUUUUGUUGAAAACAGCCUUCGGAAUUGGAAACAUGUUCAGUUUUUUGCUAUUGGCACGGAUAUGAGGAGUUGAGAGAAUUCAUGUAUCUUCCCUCACCGAAUCUUUUCUACUGUGAAAUUCCGUUUGACCAAAAAAAAAAAAGAAUCUUUUCUACUGUA